Molecule: messenger RNA, 7560 nt
Organism: Seriola aureovittata
Lineage: Eukaryota; Metazoa; Chordata; Actinopteri; Carangiformes; Carangidae
Product: rho guanine nucleotide exchange factor 10-like protein
Exons: 28
Coding region: 528-4559 (1343 amino acids)
Biological process (GO): positive regulation of stress fiber assembly; actin cytoskeleton organization; SREBP signaling pathway
Cellular component (GO): cytosol
Molecular function (GO): guanyl-nucleotide exchange factor activity; protein binding
Source: RefSeq, a predicted model, not a curated record
GUUUGCUGGUGAAUGUAGAGAAAGAACACGGGUCACCCACAGACGGCAGGACAGUAUCAGAGUGUAUCAUAUAUAUAUUUACAUAAAGUCCUAUGUGUCCUAUUAAAGGACGAUCUGCUCAGUCUGCACACCGACACAAUCUGCUGAGAGUAAGUUAAACUGAAUCUCCGCCCCAAAUCACAACCGAGCCGAGCUGUGUGAGGGAGAGCGCGACCCAGAGAGGAAGAGGAGGAGGAAGGAGGGAAACACAACAGGAAAACCCUGGAAAGAAGAGUUUCUUGGGGAAACUGUGUUUAACCAAAGACAUGUUUUUGGAGUAGGAGCGGGACAGAAGGUGGACUGGACCUGGAGAGGAGGUAUGUCUGAAACAGGGACGUGGAGAUAACGUGUUGAUCUUCUUCUGAACACUGGGUCGGGACAUUUGCAGAUGGAGACACAGCGAUUGAAUUGUUUUCAAAGGUUUUGAAUAAGCGUGGUGAUGACCCCCAGACGGCAGGAGCCAAUGUGACCACUGAGAAUCACCCAGCAUGACCUCUCCACAUCCACUGCUCUGUCACCCCAUGGUGUCUGUAUCUAAUGGGGUGUCGCAUGUAGAGGAAGAUGAGGAUGAAGAUGAGCAGGGGGAGAAGUUUGAGUUUGACGACAGUGAUGACGGCUCUCCAGAGACGAGCUCUGGCUCUCUCAUUAACAGUGAAUGGACCACAAACACAACACAGUCAGAGCUUUAUGCCAAGACCAAAACAGCUGAAGAGAUGGCAGGGCGAGGCGUGAGUGGAGCCGCCAGUGGAGGGCAGGAGGGCCAUGACCCCUCCCUGACCCCCCAGUUCUGCUCAGAUAUGGAAGUCAGAGAGUCUCCAGAGGGGCGUUCCACCUCCUCUGAUCUGGGAGUGACGGGAGAGUCUGAGAGUUUCUGGAAAGCGAACAGUGUUUGUGAAGGAAAGUCCUCUUUCAUGCCAGAAAGUGGUUUGGAGUCCAGCAGUGCAGUAAAUGGGUACAAUCUACAACAAGACUCUGCUGAGAAUGAGGCGUCGUCUUCAGUCAGUCCACAGACUGAACAUCACACAGCUGGUGUAGACAGACCAGCCAACCAGAGCACAAUGACCUGCAGCCCAGACAGUGAGGUCGGAGACCCAGAGGUCAUCUAUGAUGACGUGCCUGCUGAAAACUUACAGCACCCAGCGGAAGUAGAUGACAUCUAUGAGGACAUCCAGAGACCCGAUCACCGUGGCUCCAAUGGCUGGAGCUCCAGUGAGUUUGACAGUUAUGAUGAACUGUCUGACAGUGAGACUGUUUCUCCUCCGGCCCGCAGCAGCAGCAAGCUUCCUGUAGAUGUGCUGAGGUUGAAGGAGCGCUGUGCCAUCACCACGAGGGAGCUGGCCGUGCGUCUCAGUACACCUCAUGCUGCUCACAUUAGACAGAGCUGUGACACUAAGGUGCAGCAGUUCAUGAAAGCAGCAAGAAACGGUACCAAGGAUGGUUUAGAAAAGACACGGUUGGCCAUGAUUCGCAAAGUGUCAUUCCUACAGAGGAAAGACUCCACAGGUGAGGGAAAGGACGAUGCAGGUUACAUGGACGUGUCUGUCUGUGAGUUAAAGCACCCUCCACCGCAGCUCUGCCCCAUGCCAGAGGGGCUCAGCAGUCAGCAGGUUGUCAGACGUCUCAUCCUCAGCUCCAUUGUUCAGAGUGAGAGCAGCUACCUGGACUCUCUGAAGAGAAUCCUCCAGGAGUACCAGAAGCCUCUGCUGGAGACACAAAACUUGAUCCUGAACCCUAAGAAAGUGCGUCAGAUCUUUUACCGUCUGCCGGAGAUCUAUCAGUGUCACUCAAUGUUCCAGAUUGCCCUGGCGUGCCGUGUGGCUGAGUGGGAUCACAGCGAGAAGAUCGGAGACCUGUUUGUUGCCUCGUUUUCGAAGUCCAUGGUGUUGAACGUGUACAGUGACUACAUCAACAACUUCACCAACGCCAUGGCACUGAUCAAGAAGGCCUGCUUGUCUAAACCUGCGUUCCUGGAUUUCCUCAAGAAGAAACAAGCAUCCAGUCCAGACAGAAUCACUCUGUACGGCCUGAUGGUCAAACCCAUCCAACGCUUCCCUCAGUUCAUCCUGCUGCUGCAGGACAUGUUGAAGAACACUCCCAAGUCCCACACCGACCGGCUGCCGCUGCAGCUCGCUCUCACUGAGCUGGAGACUCUGGCCGAGAAACUCAACGAGCAGAAGCGAGUGGCUGAUCAGGAGGCUGAGAUCCAGCAGUUGGCUCACAGUGUGGGGGACCGCACCUUCAACAAGCUGCUGAACCCGGAGCAGAGGCAGCUGAUUCAGUGUGAACUGCUGACUGAAAUUGUCUAUGGUGACAACGGUCAAAUCCUCAAGUCGAAGGAGCGAAAGGUCUUCCUGCUCAAUGACACCCUGAUCUGUGCCAACAUCAACCUGAAAGGUCCCCCUGACAUCAGCAGCCUGGUCCCUGUUGGUCCUAAGUACUCAGUGAAGUGGUUUGCCCCCCUGCUGCAGACUCAGGUGGUGGAGGUGGGACAGGACAGUCUGCAGAGCCGGGACAGUGUCGUCGCAGCCAGACGCCUCAGCUCCAUCUCCAGCAGCAGCGGUAAAGUCUUCCUGGGCCCCCCCAGACUGUACCAGGAGCUGGAGGAGCUGCAGCACGACCUGGCCGUGGUGGAGGAGGUCUCGCUGCUGGUGGGGACGCUGAAUGGAACCUACCAGAAUCUGAACACCACGGUUUCUCAGGACUGGUGUCUGGCUCUGCUGAGACUCAUCCGUCUAAAGGAGGAGGAGAUCCAGAACGCCAACAAGUGUCGGCUGCGUCUGUCUGUACCAGGCAAACCUGACAAGUCUGGUCGUCCAGUGAGCAUCAUGGUGGUCUUUAACACUCCCAGUCCCCUCAGUAAGAUCUCCUGGGUGAACCGGCUUCACCUCGCCAAGAUCGCUCAGAGACAGGAAAACGCUCCAGGGUGGGAAUGUGCUGAAGAAGAUGGAAAGACAAAAGCUCCGUUUAGUUUUCCACUGUUGACCUGCAAACUGCCGGUUUUCUCUUCCAAAACACAUAAGCUGGAGGCAGCCAUUCACAGCCCGUCUCAGUCCAGCCUGCUGGGUUUCUGCUCUGCCAGUACAUCCUUACCACAGGGUUACCUCUGGGCUGCUGGUGGAGGACGCGUCUCCACCCAUGGCCAAGUGGAGAUCUUCUCCCUGAACCGUGCCACUCUUCGCCUGGUCAAGACCAUCCCGCUGAGAGCCCCAGUCCUCUGUCUGGAGUACAUGAAGGAGCCGUGUCCCAGCACAGACGAGGAGGCUGAGAAGGCCCAGAAUGCUGCCAAGAUAGGAAACAUCAUCUGUGUCGGUCUGCAGGACGGCAGCAUCCAUGUGUACAGCAGUGUGGACACAGCUGUUCAGUGUCUGCUGACCUUGGUGAACCCUGACAGCAGUCCAGUCCUCUGCCUCAAACAUUUGCUGUCUUUCCUCUUUGCUGGACUGAACAACGGCAAAGUAGCUGUGUACCAGAGAAAGUCUGGAGAGAGAUUGUUGGACCAGGAGUCAUGCAGGCUGGUGUCUCUGGGCUCUGAGCCGGUCUGCAGUGUGUUGACACUAGAAGAUGCCGUAUGGGCCAGCUGUGCAAACCAUGUCACUGUCAUCCAAGUUCCCAGUCUCCACACACAGAGUUUUGAAGCCCACCCUGAUCCAGGCUGCAGUGUUAGACACAUGGUUCGUUCAGGGGGGGGUGUUUGGAUGGCCUUCACCCUGGGCUCAUCCCUUCACCUGUUCCACACAGAGACUUUGGAACCACUGCAGGAAGUCAACAUCUCCACCCGCACUGCCCACCUGACACCAGGUCAGGUUUGUGUCUCCAGCUUGCUGAUCUGUCAGGGCCUGCUGUGGGUGGGGACCAGUCAGGGCGUCAUCCUCACCUUCCCUGUACCCACCCUGGAGGGCAUCCCCAAGAUCACAGGUAAAGGCAUGACAUCUCUGAACGCUCACUGUGGUCCAGUGGAUUUCCUGAUGUCGACCUCCAGCACUCUGGCCUCUGACUUGCUCAGACGGGACUCCAUCCUCAACAGCAGAGAGGAAGGGGUUAACGGAGAAGGAGGGGGAAGCCCAGGAGGUAAAGGUGAUGUGGGAGGAGAUGAAGCAGGGCAGAGGCGGGAACAGAACAACUACCCCCAUAACUCAGAGGCAGCUCCACAGAGGGAGCAGAAGCCCAAGCGGCUGUUGCUGCAGUACCGCCUCCACUCCACCUGCCAGCUGCCCGGGAAGCUGCUGACCGCCCAGCCAGACCAGGGGAACCCGAGAGCAACCCCAGACUCGCUGGAGCACUGCCCAGAGGAUGGCUCCAUUUAUGAAGUGAGCGAGGACCCUGACGUGUGGGUGAGGGGGCGGCCUGUGGAGUUGGGAAGGGAGGGGGAGGCCAGGCGGAAUAAAGUCACCUCUACAGCCAUCUUCUCCGGUGGCAGAGGAUCUCGCAGGAUAGGACAGACGGCCUCUGCAGACACCAGCUCAAACUCCAGUGAAAAUACACUGCUGGUGUGGCAGCUCCCUCUAGCUCUUAGCCAAUGACAGACGAGCAUGUCACCUGACUGAGUAACUGUGAGUCUGGACACACCUGUGGACUCCUCUUGUCUGAAGUCAAAGGAGCCGUCACCUUUGACAGUUUGAUGUUUCCUCUGGUUUCAUUUCAGUGGUUUGGUUUUGACUGGUGAAAACCAAGUAAUGUAACAAGCUAACGCUAGAGGUAUCAUUACUUGUGAAGCCUACCUAUACUUUAGUCAGCAGCUACCUCCAGGAAUGUGGGACAUCAGGGAGACCAACUGUUUCCAGCUCUUUCCAGAUGUGAUCAUGACAUUUAACUGUAUCAGUUUCUCACACUGGGCCCAGUUUGCAGAGUUGGCUCUACUGAGGCUUUAUAUCUGUUUUACAUGCAUAGAUUUGAUGCAUGCAGCCCCAGACAGGUGGUGGAUUUUCUCAAGUGGGACAUAUGCAUUUAGGAUUAGAAUACUGCAACAUUUUGGGUAAUAGGAUUAUCUUCUUUUGCUUCCUGUUAAGUACAAACAUGUAACUUGCAUUUCAUGUGUGUGCUCCAGAAGUUCAGUCUCUACCUGCUGGCUGAACAUACUGCUGCCAUCUAGCAGUUUUCUUUGCAUCGUCAGAGUAAAACACAUUAAUGAACACCCUUACACUAUGACUCCUAACAACACUGUCAUUAUCAAACUGAAUGAAUGAAUACAUUCAAAAUCAACGAGGAUGAUAACACAAAGACAAAAGGCUUAUAUCCAUUAUGGUGCUCUAAAAUAACAUUUAACACAGAGCAAGAUAAAGGACAAGACAACAAUAAGACAACAAACAAAGACAAUACAAUCAACAUAUAAAGAGUGACUAAACAGCAAGCGGUGGUAGCUAUGUCAGCAUUCUCACAAAAGUUAAAAAUUAUAAAUUGUAUAUACUACAUGGUACUUUGUAAGAUUGUAUUUAAGGCCACUUUAAACUGUCAUCCAUUUCAAAUGUGUGGGCAGAUUAUUCCAUUGUAUUGCUGCACUGUAGAGAAAUUUAUUUUUGCCCAUUAGGCUAUUGAAUUAAAAAGGCAUGAAAUUUGUCGAGCUACCUCUUGUAAAAUAGCUAUUAAUGCAUCUUACCAGUGAGAAAUAAUUACUUAAAUAUUUUGGUACCAUAUUUUUUUUUAACAAUUUUGUAAGUUAGCAACAUGUUAAUGUAAAUGGUUCUUUUUUACACUCUCUACCAGUUAAGGUUUUUAAAAUGUGUAGAAUUGCAAUGUGUUCGUGGAUGGACCUUUAAUAUAACCCUUAUCAAUUUAUCAUGAGCUCUUUAUAAUUUUUCUAUGAGGUGCUGUGAUAAUCCAGUGUACCAAAAGAUGGCAGCGUCAUUAAAAUGACUUUGAACUGAAGCUCCACCUAAUGUGUGAAGAAUUGAGUUGGGUGCUUUUCUGACCAAACAAUGCUUUGGUUUGUCUUGGUGAAGGCUUUUGAAGCCAUAUUUUCACCUGAUAAGGACCUGUCAAAAAUGCAGCCAAGAUAAUUUACAAUGUCUUUGACAGUUCUAUGGAACUCUCCAACUUAAAUAUAAAAUCAGGUGACCUUGCUCAUUUUAUUUUAGAACCAAAAAGACUCAGUUUUUCCCAAGUGUAGGGAUAAUCAAUUAUGUGAUAGCCAUCUACUUACAUGUUGAAGUUCCUCACUAAGAAUGUUCUCGACAACCGUUUUAUGUUUUUGUGCUCUCAUUGAAACAGAAUCAUCAGCAUAUAAAAAAAGAUUGCAUGAAGUCAUUUAUACAUAACAGAAAAAAUAAUGGGCCCAGUAUACUACCCUGUGGCACCCCACAUCCCAUGAUUCUUGACUUUGAAAAUGGUCACAUUUAAGCCAUUUAAGUAUGGUUUGAUAGGUAAAAAUGGACCCAAUUCAGGGUCAACCCACUGAAACCCAUGGCUAUUAAUUUAUUUAAAAUGCUGUGCUUUACUGUAUCAAAUACUUGUUGCAAAUCCAGCAUGACUAUACCACAAAAAAUGCCCUCCAUCCACCUCUCUUCUAAUAGGAUCUGUUAAGUACAGUGAGCAGGUUUCUAUCAAAUUGGUUUUUCCCAAGAUAAUUGCUGGGAAAGGAGGGUUUUAGCCACUACAUCUAACCCAUACUCAAUAUGUUUAUGCCUGAUUAGCUUCUAUGGCUGUUUUGGUCCUGAGUUGAGUGAUUUAGGGUCAGAUCUCCCUUUGCAAUCAUUGCAAGCCCCGUUAACAACACAGCUUGUGCAACUGUAUUAAAACAAUAACCUUAAAUUUUCAUAAAUGAAGAGAACACACCAAACUGCCACAGCUGCCGCCGCCAUCUUAUGUUAUUAGAGUGAACAAACAUUUCAAUGUUAAACCAAAAAACUCUUUUACUAAACAUUCUACUAAAACCUAGUAAAAUAAAAACAUCUGUUUGAAUUUAUGAGAGGAAAUUGCAUCAUUUAUGUUCAGUGUCUUUGAGAGGCUUUUAUUUCUAAUGCAGAACAACAUUUGCUACUGCUUCUGCUUUGUGUCCUUGUGGUGAAAACCACUGUAGGACCAUUAUGAGGGAAAAAGAAAAGGGAAAAUAAAGACAAAAUAUUUUAAGAAACAUAUUAUCAGAAUAUUGUUUUAAUUUGACGAAAAGUCACACUAUUACAAGAUGAAGCUGCACUUUUACAAAAAUUAUUAUAUAUAUAUAUAUAUAUAUAUAUAUAUAUAUAUAUAUAUAUAUAUACACAGUAUGUAUAUAUAUAUAUAUAUAUAUAUAUAUACCUUAGUUUUUACAUUUGUAAUAUUUCUGAAAUGAUGCCUUCAUCCUGCAACAUUAUGACUUUUUUCUAUGAUUUUACUUUCAAAAUGUCCAAUGUGCACAUACAGUAUCCGUUGCUCAUCCUCAUCACAGGUGACAAGGAGAUAAAUCGGUUCACUCAGACAUUUGACAUGUUGAAUACUGUGUGUACACAAAUAUGUUUGUAUUUUGUUCCAUUUGUAUUUGAGAUGUAUUUAUGUUGUCAUCAAAUGAUGUAAUAUUUACAUUUUUAAAGUUCAUUUGUGAAUUUCAAA